This is a messenger RNA of Rhinichthys klamathensis goyatoka, 2291 nucleotides long. Its product is annotated as RAS guanyl-releasing protein 2. Gene Ontology annotation, biological process: Ras protein signal transduction; positive regulation of GTPase activity. The coding region runs from base 443 to 2242 and encodes 599 amino acids. Gene Ontology annotation, molecular function: guanyl-nucleotide exchange factor activity; calcium ion binding. Gene Ontology annotation, cellular component: plasma membrane. Lineage: Eukaryota; Metazoa; Chordata; Actinopteri; Cypriniformes; Leuciscidae. The record is from RefSeq and is a predicted model, not a curated record. The transcript is spliced from 17 exons.
AAUGCAGUGCUCGUCGAUCUCGCCCUCUAGUGCGACUAAUGGACCGCCUUUACAUGCAUUCAGCAAUCAGGGAGAGAUAGCUUCACACACGCGCGGCACACACACCCAUUCAGACCUUCGCUCUCCGCGUUCGUGUGCGCGCUCCUUGUAAAUCUCCAACCUUGUGAAAUCGAAUAGGAAGACACUUGUGGCACAAGAGCGAUGAAGAUCAGUGCGCAUAGGAUGCUGUUUGUGUUCAUCAGACCGUAAAAAUAUUUAAAUAUAUUAUUAUUUACUAAAAGGAUCUCCAAACUUUCAAAAAGCCGACUGAUGUGGACAGAUGUGCUGAUCCAGUUCUGAAUCAGCCGAUCAUCAAGACAAAAGAGAAGAGGAAGACCACUGGAGGAGAAGAGAAAGACAGAAGGGCAUUAGAAAGUGAAGGUAGAGGAAGAAAGAGAGAGAAAUGAUGGAUCCGUUACCUGUGGAUACAGGAACAGUGGAUGAGUUGGUGGACAUCUGCAUACAGUCCUUUGACAAUGCAGGCACAAUAAAAAAUCCCUCCUUUUUGAAAAUGUUUUUGAUGAUGCAUCCUUGGUACAUUUCUUCUACCGAUCUGUCCAAGAAACUGCUGCUAAAGUCACAGGAGGGCAGCACUGAUGAGAUCAGAGCCCAAAUAUGCCACCUUGUAAAGUACUGGAUUUCCGAAUUUCCAGUAGAGUUUGAUCUGAAUCCUGCUUUGGCUGACCAGAUUAAAGACCUGAGAGAGAACCUGAACACUGGCGGCAAUGAAACACAGAGUCAACUUAUUGAUGUAGAGAGUGUGCCCUCGUACCAAUGGAAACGACAAGUUACCCAGAGAGUUCCCUCUAUGUCAAAAAAGAGAAAAAUGUCUCUUUUGUUUGAUCACCUGGACCCUUGUGAGCUUGCUGAACAUCUGACCUAUCUGGAGUACAAAUCCUUCUGCAAGAUAAUGUUUCAGGAUUACCACAGCUUUGUGAUGCACGGCUGUACAGUAGAUAACCCAAUUCUGGAGAGGUUUAUUACACUCUUUAACAGCGUCUCACAGUGGAUUCAGCUGAUGGUUCUCAGCAAGCCCACUGGACCGCAGAGAGCUGCCGUGAUUGCACACUUCAUACAGGUCGCGCAGAAACUACUACAGUUGCAGAAUUUCAACACGUUGAUGGCAGUGGUCGGGGGUCUCAAUAAUAGCUCCAUCUCUAGGCUGAAGGAGACACAGGCACACAUCAACAAUGAAACCAAUAAGAUCUUUAACAGUUUGUUGGACCUGGUGACAUCUUGUGGCAACUACAGUCAAUACCGGCGCCGAUUCGCUGAAUGCACAGGGUUUCGUUUCCCAAUCCUGGCCGUUAACCUCAAGGACUUGAUAGCCGUUCAUGUUGCUCUGUCCGACUGGACAGACCCACAGAAGACUCGUGUCAACUUGGCCAAAUUUCAGCAACUCUAUGCGAUCCUGCAGGAAUUAGCCCUCGUGCAGAACACUCCCCCGAACAUUGAGGCCAACACAGACUUGCUCAAUCUACUUACAGUGUCACUGGAUCAGUACCACACAGAAGAGGAGAUUUAUCAGCUCUCAUUACAGAGAGAACCCAGAGCUGCAAAACCUGCGAACUCAACAACUUCCUCCAGUCCAGCUCCUAAACAACUAUCAAUGAUUGAUGAAUGGGCAGCAUCGGUGAAGCCCAAAGCUAACCCUGUUAUCAUCAGCAAACAUAUCGAGAAGAUGGUGGACUCUGUGUUCAAGAAUUUUGACACAAACGGUGACGGCUUCAUCUCACGUGAAGAGUUUGAAUGCAUCAGGAAUAACUUUCCAUAUCUCAGCAAGUUUGGAGAACUCGAUAAAAAUCAGGAUGGAAAGAUCAGCAGGGAGGAGAUGAUAGAUUAUUUUAUGAAGGCCAGUUCUUUGCUCAAUUGUAAGAUGGGCUUCAUACACACCUUUAUGGAGACUACAUAUGUGAAACCCACCUUCUGCGAACACUGCACCGGCUUUAUAUGGGGCUUUUAUAAACAAGGAUACAAAUGCAAAGUUUGUGGGGUGAACUGUCAUAAAGCAUGUCAUGGACGUCUGACGAUUGAAUGCCGUAAAAGAACGAAGAGCAUCAGUCAUGAAACACCCCCGUCAUUACAGUCCAGAUCCUACAGCUUUCCUCUGUCCAGUAAUGCUCAAUCAAACCUGCAGAACACAGUCAUCACAGAAGAGGAUGUUGAGGCAGCUGAACAGGGUGUAUUUGACUGUCACCUUUAAACUGUACAGAUUUUCGUGUUGGGGCAAAUUUCUUCCAAUCACACCCAAU